AUGUGGAAGUUCCUGAUCUUCAUUGCGGCUGUGAUCGUCUGGCCGGCAUCGGCACAAGACCAUCAGGUGUACCUGACCACACAUGACAACUGGGCCUUCUAUAAGAUUCUUGUGGCUGGACAGAUGACCGAUGCUAACGUCAAGGCGACGUGCGAGGCGGCGGGGAUGAGGUAUCCGUGCCGAGAGUCAGGUACGAAUGGGUGUACCGUCUGGGGCUGGACCUCAGACUGCAUCGCGUAUGACAGUGUCGGUAACAGCUGUUAUACCCACUGGUUCCUCUCGAGUAAGCUGUGUGGAAUUGGAUUCCCUGACCACUGUCAGCCACUUGAUGACACCUUUGUGUACUCCCCUGGUCUGCAUGAUGACAGCGCUUUAGGAGUGGACUACGACACUCACAGCUGGGGCCUGUAUGGAACAGGCUACAACAACAUGUACGCCCUGUGUGCAGGUGGGGCUUCCAUAUAA
Molecule: messenger RNA, 465 nt
Organism: Branchiostoma floridae (Florida lancelet)
Lineage: Eukaryota; Metazoa; Chordata; Leptocardii; Amphioxiformes; Branchiostomatidae
Exons: 2
Coding region: 1-465 (154 amino acids)
Source: RefSeq, a predicted model, not a curated record